GGACAAGGUCAGCAGAUGGCUUUAAAAGGCAGCAGGUUGCUCCCAGAGGAGCCAGGGACGGAGAGGGACGGCGUCCGAGCCGGACAGGGAGCAGCCCAGUGUUGUUGUUUGUAGCCUCAGAGAGAUUCUUGAAGAGGGUUGAAUGAUAGUGAAGAUCCAGAAUACCUGUCUAAAGAAUAAGCCUAAAUAAACUAUCAGGAAUUAAGCAGAAGCCUGCAGGGAGUGGGAAAAUGGGAAGAAUGCAAAUGAGUGAAUGCCCUCUUUGAUCUGGGCUGUUCCUGAGCAUAAUCUGCUAACCUGGCAGGCACCAGGGACGAGUGGAAUUGCUGCCCAUAAGCAGGAAGGAACCUCAGCCCCUUUGCAAGCAGUUUCUCAGUUUGGUUGUUGGUUUGAGGGAAGCAACAGCCAGAAGAGCCCUGUCCCCCUGCAGAACGGGGGAGCUGGGCCCACUCUGGGGCUGCUCACCUGCUGCUUGCACCAUGGGGAUUGUUCUUUCAAGCAGGAAUUGCCUGAAAUCAUAAGGAUUCCACCCACACUUGAAAAAUACACAAUAAAGGAUUCAUCCUGAAAAAGGUACAACCACAGCACUGGGUUCUCUCCAGAGGGACUGUGACAGGAGUGACCUCCAGGAGCCAUCUCCCAAGGUGGGACACAGAGCCACAGGCUGGACGUGGCACAGAGCACAGAGUGAGUGACUUCACCUGGGACUGAGCUCUGCUCCUGGACAUGGGGGCCAUAGGAGCAUUUUGAGGGACACCGGCAAGCAGGGUUUGCUCUGGAACCUGCCCUGACCAUGUCUCCUCCAGUGCUGUCAGAGCUGGGCUAUGUCCCCCCCGACGGAGGAUGGGGCUGGGCCGUGGUGUUUGGAGCCUCUAUCUCCAUUGGGUUUGCAUUUACCUUCCCCAAAGCUUUCACAGUCUACUUUAAAGAGAUCCAGGCUUUCUUCAACAUCUCCUACAGCCAGAUUGCCUGGACAACAUCCAUCAUGUGUGCCACCACCUACGGAGGAGGUCCCAUCAGCAGCAUUUUGGUGAACCGCUACGGCAGCCGCCCCGUGGUGAUGUUUGGGGGGCUCCUGUGUGGGGUGGGGAUGAUCUCAGCUGCCUUCUGCACCAGCAUCCUGCAGCUCUACAUCUGCGUGGGCUUCAUCACAGGAUUUGGCCUUGCUCUCAACCUUCAGCCAUCAGUGAUAAUCAUAGGGAAAUACUUCUUGAAGAGAAGACCCCUAGCCAAUGGCCUUGCUAUGGCUGGGAGCCCCGUGAUGCUUUGCACCCUGGCACCUCUCAACCAAUUCCUUUUUGACAAUUUUGGCUGGAGGGGCAGCUUUUUAAUUCUUGGGGCAAUUUUAUUAAACUGCUGUGUGGCAGGAGCUCUCUUCAGACCCAUCGGGCCAGGCACAGCACAGGUCAAAACCCAGGUGACUGAGGAAGGGAAGGAUGCCCUGAAAGGAAAGAUCACUGAAGAUGGCCCCAUGGAGAGCAAAACAGAAGAGGAAGGAGAAAAGGACUGCUUUGAAAAAGUCAAUCAGUACCUUGAUUUCUCCCUCUUUAAACACAGAGGGUUCUUGAUUUACCUGAUCGGAAACGUGCUGAUGUUCCUGGGGUUCUUUGCCCCCAUCGUUUUCCUGGCACCCUAUGCCAAGCACACCGGCGUAGACGAAUAUUCAGCUGCUUUCCUGCUCUCCAUCCUGGCCAUUGUGGACAUGGUCGCUCGCCCCGCCACGGGCAUCAUUGCCAACAGCAGGUGGGUGAGGCCGCGGAUCCAGUACUUCUUCAGCUUCGCCAUCGCCUUCAACGGUGCCUGCCACCUCCUGUGCCCGCUGGCCUCCAGCUACACGGGGCUCAUCGUCUACUCCAGCUUCUUUGGGCUGGCCUUUGGCAUGGUGUGUGCCAUGCUCUUCGAGACGCUGAUGGACCUGGUGGGGGCUGCCCGCUUCACCAGCGCCGUCGGGCUCGUCACCAUCGCCGAGUGCUGCACCAUCCUGCUGGGACCCCCCAUCGGAGGAAUUCUUAUUGAUACCUUUGGGGACUAUAAAUAUAUGUUCAUUAAAUGUGGAUCUGUGAUGGUCCUGGCAGGAACCUUUCUGUUCAUCAUGAAUUAUUAUAAUUAUCGUAUGCUUGCCAAGGAGGAGAAGGAAAGAAAGGCAAAAGAAGAGGAUCCUAAAUCUGUAAGGACAGAAAAUGAAGGCCAAAAAAACUGGAACAAAGACUCCACACAGGAUGGACCUGAGCUGGAACCUUUGAAAGAGAAGGGAGAAGGAUUAAAGAAGGAAAUGAAUGGCACAAAUGAAGUUUAAACCCGUUCUCAUGGGCUGAAUGGUAAAUGACUUUUGGGUUGCUCAAGUGAACACCAGCUCUGAAAUCACACUAGGUUUGAAAAUUUUACUCUACUCUCUGCCAUGUGCAUCCUCGUCUUUGUUGUAGGAGAAGACUAACCAGCAAUAAAUCCUGAUUCCUACAAACUGCUGGGACACUGCAGUAUCUGCUUGCUUACCAAAGGUCCUGCAAGAUUUUCCUUUGGAUAUUCCCCAUUUCCCAGAGAAAGGGGAAAUGUGAUGUUUUGCAGGGGGCCAGGAUGAGGCUGGCAUGAGACAGGAGUCUUCCUUCAGGUGCUUUGUGCAGGGCAGAAAUUUAAUCUUAAGCUUAACCCUUGACCUACAUCCCAACAGUGCAAAUUUAAUUUUUCCCUGGGAGGUUACAAAGUGCUUAUUUAUCCAAUUUCUGAGAGCCCUACCAUUUCUAGUGAGCUUUUUCUUUGCAACACCCUGGUGAGACAGUAAGUGUUGCCACUAUUAAUUAAUUGUACAAAUGAAGAACUGAAGCACAGGGGAGCACAAUAAAGCUUGGGCAUGCCAGAGCUGAAAUGGAAUCCAAUGCCCUGAGCUGCCUAAAAGCCCUGCUGAGCACAGGUAUCCCCUUGCUAGAAAAGGGGAAUACAAUGGAUAGCAAUGCAUUAAACCUGUGCACAGUGCACUCUGCUCACUGUGUGCUUCACACUACUCACACUAAUCGCAAUUAGUGAUUUUGAGCACUGUCUCAGAGCUGGGCCCUCGUGCCAGGCUUUCUUUUUCACCUGCUUCAGUUGCAUCCAUGCUGGAGGGAGUCCAAAGCCAGCUGCCUCCCCCUUGUUUGGGCUGGAGUGGGCACCUCCCUGCUGCUGGUGCUGCAAUUCCUGCUGGCCCUGCUGCACAAAGCAAAGUUUGCCAGGGCAGUGAUGCAGAGGUGGAGCUGAGACCACAUGGGAGGCUCCCAUCUGAUGUAUUUUAUAGCAAGCAGAGACUCUCAUCCUGUGGUGAUAAUUUUGAUCUGUGAGGAUUUGCUCUCUGAUGUAUUUUAUACCAAGCAGAGGCUCUCAUCCUGUGGUGAUAAUUUUGAUCUGUGAGGAUUUGCUCUCUGAUGUAUUUUAUACCAAGCAGCUGAUGCCCAAGAGCUGUGGAUGCUGAGUGUGACAUCAUGCAGUUGAAUCAUCAGAUUUCUGUGGAAUUUCAUGGAUUUGAUUAGAUAAAAACAAGGACUUUUCAGGCAGAUCACCCAAAUCCUAAGCUAAAACUUGUCCCAAAGUUAGUUCUCCUUUUUCUUUGUUUCAAUGGUACCCAUAUGUGGUCAGAUCAUAUUUUUUCAUGGUUUUGUCUUUGAAGAACUGUAUUUUCUUGUCACUUGUGUAAACAAUAUGAAGAAAACCUUGUAAAAAUACUUGCAUAAAUACACUGUAUUUUUAAAAUUAGGUCAUUCUGAUCUUCUUGUACAAAACCUUUUCUGUAAAUUCUUUUGUUUUUUUGAAGAAUAGUGGUCUUUGACUUCAGUAGGACUUAAAUUUUAGCCUUAUGUCAUAACUUGUAUUUUCUCUAAAAAAAACAAAAUAUAUACAGAAUAAUUAGCCUUCAGUGCUUGUUUUUAAUACGCUUUAUUUCUGUCAAAUAUAUCUGUGAUAUUUCAUUUUAAAAGGCAUUAAUAGAAGGUCAUGAAUGUUUUCCAAUAUGCCUUCUGUCAUAUACUUAAUAAAACCAUUUAAAAAAAUUAAA
Molecule: messenger RNA, 4021 nt
Organism: Melospiza melodia melodia
Lineage: Eukaryota; Metazoa; Chordata; Aves; Passeriformes; Passerellidae
Product: monocarboxylate transporter 2-like
Exons: 7
Coding region: 794-2296 (500 amino acids)
Biological process (GO): monocarboxylic acid transport; transmembrane transport
Cellular component (GO): plasma membrane
Molecular function (GO): monocarboxylic acid transmembrane transporter activity
Source: RefSeq, a predicted model, not a curated record